Molecule: messenger RNA, 987 nt
Organism: Didymosphaeria variabile
Lineage: Eukaryota; Fungi; Ascomycota; Dothideomycetes; Pleosporales; Didymosphaeriaceae
Exons: 3
Coding region: 1-987 (328 amino acids)
Source: RefSeq, a predicted model, not a curated record
AUGGAGCUCAAGAACAUCAUCAUAUUGGGAGCUCGUGGUAAUGUGGGCACCGCACUCAUCGCCGAACUCCUCAAAACGCCAGACACGUUUACGAUAACCGCUGUCUCGCGUUCAUCUUCGACUAGCACGCCACCAACCGGUCCCGAUGCCAACAUCACCCGCAAGGCCGUCGACUAUAGCUCCUUGAACUCCCUGAAGGAAGCUUUCACCGGCCAAGAUGCAGUCGUAAACUGUGUCACUGGCGGAGCGACGCAGUAUGAGCCGUCAAAGCUUAUCAUCGACGCUGCUGUCGCCGCUGGGGUGAAGUUCUUCUUCGCGAACGAGUACGUAGGCAACGUGGGAAGCGAGCAGUUCAAGCGGCUUCCAGAGUCGGCCGCAGGCGCCAAGGUCAGAGUGAGAGAGUACCUCGAGAAGCUCGCGAAGGAGGAGAGGAUUACCUGGACUGCGUUGAACGGCGGACCGUUCUUCGACAUGUGGCUUAUGAAAGGUCCCGCGGGUUUCGACAUCAAGAACAAACAGGCGCGCAUCUACGGUUCGGGCAACAACCCCCUCUACUGGACACCCCUACCCACCAUUGCCGUCGCCGCAGCUGCGAUUAUACGCAAUCCCUCCGCCACUGCCAACCGCGGGGUCUUCAUCUGUCCCUUCGCUCCAGGCACCCUCACACAGAAUAGUCUUCUCGCUGCAUUGGAGACUGUUCUCGAGUUGCAGUUCUCUGUUACGCACGUUGAUGUUGCAACGAUCAAUAAGAAUGCUAAGAUUGCGCUGGGGAGAGGGGAGGUGGGGAAGGCAAUGCGCGGGUUUACUAUCAGCAAUCAAUUUUAUGAGGAGGAUUGUGGGAAUAAUUUGGAAGGGCUGACGGAGAAUGAACUGUUGGGCGUCGAGGAAAUGAAUGUGGAGGAGGCGGUCAGGGACGCGAUUGAGCGGUAUGGAACGGACGUUUCCGUUGUGGAGAGUAUGUUUAGGGUCGAGCCUUGUGAUGUGUGA